CCACAAUCAAUUCGCACCUGGCUCACGUCAAUGUCGUCCGAUGGUUCGAGGCUACGCGAAUCGUGGUCGAAUGCAUUGAAAAAUGCCCAAGCAUGGUUUCGGUCAUUGCUUGUGUCCUCCACGACUGGAUCGUGGAAGAGGGUAUCCAUAAAGUCUCCAUCUAAGGACAUCGCCUCUUCCAGUGUAGGAACAGCUCCACUCUCCCCUGGCCCAUUCCACACAAAUGCCAUAUCGUCGCAUCCUGACAUAUCAUUCCGAAGCAGCACACCACAGCGUGCAAAGUCCCAGUCAAAAGGGAAGGGAAAGUUGCGCCGCCAGCCGCUCAUAAUUCCAGAUGUCACAGAUGUAGUUGUACAUCGAAUAGUGUCCAAAGAUGGGCCAGGAGAAGUACUGCGCGCCGUUUUGGAUGUCACAUUGGGCGACGACAUCGAGUCCCUCCGCCUCAGUCAGCUUAGUGCUUGGCGGGCUGUUUUAUCCACUCCUCAAAUGAGGAAGGAAUAUGACCCUGCUGUCCAAGAUGGCCAUAUCCUGGAGAUGUUUGACACUGAGACGCGUGUUGCGAAGCUUGACUUUGCGCUGGGUUGGCCAGCAAAUCCAAGGGAUGCUGUCACAAUAUCGAGAUCAUUCAUGGAUGCUUCUACCUUGAUCGAAGUGUCGACCUCGUUGCCCCGCUCUGUUGAUGAGCCAGCAUAUCUUCGACCUGCGCCCCCCUUUGUUAGGUCUUAUGUGCAUCUUUUUGCAUGGUGCAUUCAGGUUUUGCAGCCACCUCCUGAGAUGUCCUCCACGCCCUUGCCAGUAAAAUUGCGCAUCACGUAUUUCUGGCAACAUGAUCUCAAGGCGUUGUGGAAUAUCAAGACCUCUAUAAUACAAAAUCUUCCAGCCGUUCUUGUAGGUUUGGUGAAAGUUGUACUAUCGAGCGGCAACAGACUUAGCUUCAUGACUGGAUACGGUCACGGAAUCGGCAUCUCGCAUAUGGAUUGUCAUGCUGCUCGGCAAUUGCUAUCGCUGGAGUAUCGUGUCACGCAUGAUGGCGAUGAGGAUGAUGGCAUGACUCCCACUAGUCCGGUGGACGAUAUGGACGAUGUCCAGGCAAAGAAGGAAGCUCGGAGACUUGAACGGAGUAUAGAAUGGUUACUACCUGGUUCUCAAAGUUGGGACGUCCGCAUUAACACACGAAAACCGUACACUUUGUCCUCUCUGCUUCCUGAAUGGGUGGUUCAUGCAACCCAGCCUGCCGCUGUGUCAGAUGAUCCUUUCUUACAGGCUCUUCCCGAACCUAUUACUUUGCGUCUAUCCCAUUCGAGACCCCCAGAAAAUUCAAUAGUUGGGGCUACAGUAGCUAUUGAGCCAUCAGGAGGAGCGGCGGGUACUAUGCGUGUUAACGGCUCAAAUCAUCCUAUUCAGAUUAUUCAGCUUAGAGAUCCUUUCUCAUUUCAAACGCCGCACCGGAUGCUUGAGGAUGCCUCUACGAUUGGGAAUAUUUGUCUUGACACCCGCUCUUCUACCUCUAUUUCAACUGCUGUUUCGAUCGCAUCUUCAACCACGGGCUCUCCCAGACGGGUCGUAGGGGUUUCUCCUCCCGGCCGUUCAGGGGCCGCGCAAAAAGCAAUAUCCAACUUGGUGCGAAGAAACUACAUUUAUUUCACCUCAUUGCUCCAGGAGCCGGAGGCCAAGUGGUCAAAGGCAAUUACGGAGUCUCGAGGUGUCACUGUUACUCGCUUGAACUCAAUAGAUCCAACGUUGGUGGUGUACCGGGCUGAGGCAGUGUUUGUUGGUGUAAGCGUUUGGGAUUUGCUCAGUGCGGUUGUUGCCCCAGGAGUUACUGGAUAUUGGAACAAGAUACAUGAAGACGCUGUCUUCUUGGAACACGUUAAUGAGUUGACGGAAUUAUGGCAUCUUAAGUUACGGGCCGCCUGGCCGGUGAACGCCCGAGAUUCGAUACAAUUACGAACGACAUACAAAUCGCCGACAGCCAGCCACGUUUUCUCCUUUUCUACAGAUGAUGCCCAACUUUUCCCUACUAUCCAACCCUCUGAGCCGGGGACUAUUCGCACACAAGUUGAUCUCCAGGGCUGGGCUAUCGAGGCAUUAUCUCCGAACACAACCCUUUUGACUUUACUUGAUCAAUCCGACCCCAAAGGCUGGUCAAACAAAUCCUCUAUACCUUCGCAGAUGAUCGCCGCCGUUGCUGGGAUCGGUGAAUUCUCCAUCAAGCAUGGGGGCCCACCUAUGGCUACACGAAUAUCAGGAGCCAAAUAUAUCAACUCCAGAUAUGAUCAUGACCGAAACGUUUUCCGCCUCGAUUGUCAGUCCACACAGCCGAAAACUCCCCCGUCAUCGAAUCUGCCCACUCCAUCCUCCGAAGUGUCUGAGGAUGCCACCCCCCAAGCAAAUACGGUUGAGUUACCUUCGGUUCAAGAGGACGGAGGUUCUUCAAUCUCAUCAUCACUCUCGCCUUCAUUUUUCGUGGACUCACCGACCACUAUCGAAUGCGAAAUCAGCCUUGACAUCAUUGCAGAUCCAGCGCCACAGACGAUUAGUUGUCUUCGAAGGCACAAGUUCGCCAGCCAAGGAGGCGGGGUAUGGAUCACGAUUGAGCACGAUGGAGCGCUGCUUACUGAUGAGAGGUUGACUGUUGUUGUACGGAAAGGUCCUGGCGGCAAAGAGCGAGGUUCAGUUGUCGUCAACGGCGUGAAAGCGAGGGUUGAUGUUGAAGAACUUCCAGAGGAAGAACUCAAAGCUUUGUCCAAGAGGAGGCGCAUCAAACCUACCCGGCACCCCCUUGACCGGCCUCCAGUUAUGACAGUGCGUCGUAGAGCAGGCACUUAUGACGACGAACCCGAUACCCCAGUGAAGUUUUCAUUCACCAGGCCGCGAAUGACAAAAAUCCUUACUCUUGGUCUUAUGCCCCAGCCUGGCUCAACUCAGUCACAAGAAUCGACCAUUCAGCCCAAUCGUUUUGACCGAUCGAAGCCACCCAUGGAUUACGCCUUUGAUGCCUUAGCGCGAGUUAGGGCAUUCGGAGCUGCGUCUGUGGCGGAUGGGUGGACGGCUCUGGGAUCCAAGGACGUCCCCGUGUACAAAAAAUUAGUCCCAGAUGUUCAUUCGAGUAUUGCUGUGCACAAGGCGCAAAAAGUCAUCGAAGGUUUUAGCGCAGAAGACCUCGUUACUGCAGUUUCAUACGGUUUCUCGCGGAGUCAAUGGGACACCUCACUAGAUUCGGUGACACCUCUGCAGUCGUUCGGUUCAGGGUGCCAAACUUUCUUCAUUGUGUCGAAGUUAGGUUUGCCAUUCAGAGAUCGAGCAUUCUUUUUAGCUUCAGUCCUGGCAAAAACGAUCCAGGAAGAAGAGGCUGAAGAUGAUAUGGAUCUUGGGGUGCCCCGACCCAGAUCUUUGUCCAUCAAUCGCCCGGUACGCGCUGCACAAAAGGCCCCCACUUCUCGACCAUGCACGUACAUCUACGUUACCACAUCCUUUGGACUGGAGCCUCCGCGUUCUCUAACAACCUCACUCAUCAAUCCUUCCGGUUAUCCAGUGGGUCAAGUGCUACUUGAAGGUUGGGUUUUGGAGACUUUAGACCCUUACACAGAUGAGAAUCUCGCAAUACCAUCAACAAAAUGCACGCUUGUAUCAGCGAUUGAUUUGGCUGGCUCUGUUCCCUCUGGCUACAACGCGUCCUACAUUGCAUCCUUUGUGACAAGAUCGAUCGGCGCAUUGGAGAAAUACAUGAAGGGAAGGUCAAUAUCUCCGUCAUUGUCAAUUCCACCCUCUGCUGUGGGGUUAGACGACAGACAGACUGAGCCCAUCGUUGGGGCAGAGUGGGUUGUGGAGAAUGGGGAUCCAGAGCGAUCCUUUCUUGGAUCAUUGGUUUCUUCAGAACCCCCUAGCCAACGAUUCUGUAUUUUAAUCAAACCCAGAUGGUCAUCGAAAGAGUCUACGAGGCUUCCCCACACAUCAUCUACUUCCCGCCCCUCUACACCGGUGAAGGAUGGCAACGGCCAAGCAUCACCACACGACCGUGGCACGGAUAGCCUGCGAGGUGAUUAUGCCCGGGCUCAUUCGCACGGUCCUCAGCCUUCGUCUACCAUGCGUCGUCGCUUGCUUAGUCUCCCCUCGUCCACAGGCCGGCCGCGCAGUGGCGAAGUAAGUGACUCGGGUGACAAUUUCUUGAUCGGUGAAGUGAUCGUUGAUCCAACAUCAUUUGCUCGUGGUUACGAGGUAAAGGUCGGGACGGAGCUCCUGCCUUUGGACCCAUCUCAUUGGGAUUUAGGAUGCAAGUAUCCCACCUCAACCCCGCCCACAGCAAUGAAACAUAGCUUUCCUACAUCCUGCAAAAUCGAACAAGUGCCACCCUCUCCAUUGUCGUCUAAUUCCCUCUCCAGUCUGCAUCGCCUACGAUUCUUUGUCCUGAGUGGAUCUCACACCUCAGUGCCCAUAGAUGAUCCACUGAGGGAACAUCUCCUGGAGUUGCAGCCGAAGCCUGAUUGGUUCCUGAACCUGGAGCGUCAGGGGGCCCUUACUGACAUUUUGAUCACACCUACGGACACUUCUCUGAAAACAGCCGUAAUGGUUGAUGGGGAAGCGGUCCCAGUGAUUGCUGAAAAUGGCUCUUCUGUUCUGUUGGACCGCAAGAAUGGGACAAGGGACGUUCUUUUACCUGUCUUGACACGUGCCCCAACACCUGGUGAUUCACCAAAGUCUGUGAGGCGCCCCUUGGCCUCGUCGUGGCACUUUUUUGUUAACCCUCCACCUUCCGAGUCUCCCACUACGUCUGCAUCUUCCGAAAUUGCCGAAGAAGUAGCUGCGCCAAGCACCCCUGAUGCUGGGGCCCCCAUCACGACACAAGCUGUUCCCGAGACUUCCAACAGUCUGUUGGAGCUUUUUAAUUCCUAUUCAAACCCAUUAUUAAAAAGGUCGUCAGAAGGGCCCUUUACUUUCAAUUACUGGCAAAACAAGCCAUCUCUCCCGAUUCCCGGGCGCUGGCUCUCUCGUUCUCCUUCCGACACUAGCACACGGACAUCACAAAAGGCCAUACCUACCAACAACCAGGAUAAACGUUCUACCAUUUCGCUUGUGUCUCUCAAAGACAUCUCGUCACGACUAUUAUCCCAUCGUUUCACGCUCCCAACCGUGUUUAUAAUUGCUCUAAUUGCAUUCUUACUUGGAUCACUUCUGAGGUCUUUAUUAUCUCCCGCGGACUUUGUCUUACAGUACGGGGAAGCCUCGCCAAACGCUCACCAUUGGCACGAGGUCAAGAGACUUCUUGAUGUUCACUUCUUCGGUCGCGGCCUUAUUGUUGCCGUGGUUCGUCACUAAUCUCUCACCGCUUUCGUCACGUUUUGCUUUCUUCACGACUUGACACGAGACAAUCGAAUAUCUCCUCUAGUUCUGUGUGACUAUUUUUUUUUUUUGCCCACUUGAACCGUAAUCGAAAUAUCAUGAUGCUAAAAAUGUGGGUCUCACCGACAACCCGCCUCGGUAUUUUUAAGUUGCCUAUUAUUUUGACACGAAAUUUUUUUCUGCCUGUGUAAUACUGUAGUAAUUCCCGCUAUUCUGUAGCAGGACAUGUAAAUUUUUCAAUCCCCAAACCAUAAAGGUUCUCUCAUAUUGCAA
Messenger RNA from Cantharellus anzutake, 5613 nucleotides. RefSeq lists its product as uncharacterized. The coding region runs from base 31 to 5316 and encodes 1761 amino acids. Gene Ontology annotation, molecular function: lipid binding. The transcript is spliced from 9 exons. The record is from RefSeq and is a predicted model, not a curated record. NCBI's taxonomy places the organism in Eukaryota, Fungi, Basidiomycota, Agaricomycetes, Cantharellales, Hydnaceae.